ACGGCGCAGUAUCAAGUUGUCACGAAGAUAGCUGCCACAUGGGAUAAAGAUCUGGAAAAUUCAUCCAGUGAAAAGUUCAGAAGCUUAAGCUCGAAACUAUGUGAUCUGGUACUAUCACUACUCCGGCUGGGAAAUAACAAGGCUCUUAUGGCACCCACGUGUGAAGUAACUUCAUUCUUCCAAACAACUGCACGCGGGAAACGUGAAAUCAACCGAGAUAAACGUCAAGCCAGUACUGGCGUGUCGGGGAACACGAAACUCUCGUUCACGGAUGUGAGUGCGGCCAAAACGGAUGCGACCGCCCUAGAUACGGCGCUGACCACCGGAUACACUCAGCUCCCAGCUGACCAGAAAUCCCAGUUAGCGGGUGAUUUUCAGGUUACCCUGCACCCGGGAACCAUCGCGUUCAUUGUGGUCGGAGCACUAAUUGUCUUCGGUCUGCUCGCAGUGCUUAUUUAUUUUGCUACACGAGCCGCUCAAGGACUGCCGUUUUGUCCAUGCUCUAACUAG
Molecule: messenger RNA, 510 nt
Organism: Echinostoma caproni
Lineage: Eukaryota; Metazoa; Platyhelminthes; Trematoda; Plagiorchiida; Echinostomatidae
Source: the annotation of a GenBank genome assembly